This is a messenger RNA of Clunio marinus, 2130 nucleotides long. NCBI's taxonomy places the organism in Eukaryota, Metazoa, Arthropoda, Insecta, Diptera, Chironomidae. The record is from the annotation of a GenBank genome assembly.
ACAGGAAAUGCUCACUUCUGCGGUGGAUCACUUUUCAGCAACAGAUGGGUUGUCUCAGCUGCUCAUUGCACACAACGUACAGCCGGUAGCACCAUUGCUGUCGUCGGUGCAAUCAGCCGAACAACUGGAGGAACUGCACAUUCUAUUACCAGAAUUGUCAACCAUCCAUCAUACAAUAGCAACACUCUCGCCAAUGAUAUUUCACUCCUUCAAACUGUUUCCAAUGUUGCUACAACCUCCACUGUUGCCCCAGCUUCUUUGGGAUCAGGCUUCGUUGGUGGUGGCGUCACUGUUAUUGCUUCGGGCUGGGGCCAGACAGCCCACCCUGGGUCAGCUGCGGCCAAUCUUCAAUGGGUUUCUCUUCAAACUUUGACCAAUGCUGAUUGUCGCAACCGAUUCGGUGCAGGCAGCGGAAAUGCUAACCGUGUCUUUGACAACACAAUCUGUACAUUCACUCGCAGUGGUCAAGGUACCUGCAUGGGAGAUUCUGGUGGUCCAAUCGCUUCUGGAAACACAGUUCAUGGUGCCGUUUCAUGGGGUAUUGCAUGUGCCCGUGGAUUCCCUGAUGUCUAUGCUCGUAUCAGCAGCCAUCGUGGAUGGAUUAGUUCAAUGAUGAAGUUUGUUAUUUCUCUUUGCUUGAUCGCUCUUGCUGUCGCCAACCCUACUCCCGACGCAACUCUCGAUCCAGAGUUCCUCGAAUGGUCUGGUCGAAUUGUAGGUGGAAGCAACGCUGUUGCUGGUCAGUUCCGUUACCAGGUCUCCCUCAGAACAACUGCAAACUUCCACUUCUGCGGAGGUAUCAUGUUCAGCAACCGAUGGGUACUCUCAGCUGCUCAUUGCACACAACGUACAGCUGCUAGCACUGUUGCCGUCUUUGGAGCUGUCAGCAGAACAACUGGUGGAACUUCACACAGUGUGUCUCGCAUUGUUAACCAUCCAUCAUACAAUAGUGGCACACUUGCCAAUGACAUUUCAUUACUUGAAACUGCAACUGCUGUAGCCACAACUGCCAAUGUUGCCCCAGCUGCUUUAGCAUCAGCCUUCAUUGGUGGUGGCGUCACUGUUACUGCUUCUGGCUGGGGCCAGACAUCGCACCCAGGAUCAGCGGCACCGACGCUUCAAUGGCUCAACGUACAAACAUUGACAAACGCUGACUGUCGCUCUCGAUUCUCUGCCGCAAACGCUGCUCGUGUCUUUGACAACACAAUCUGUACAUUCACUCGUACUGGUGAAGGAAUGUGCAUGGGAGAUUCUGGCGGUCCAAUCGCAACUGGAAACACAGUUCAUGGUGUGGUUUCAUGGGGUAUUGCAUGUGCCCGUGGAUCCCCUGAUGUGUUUGCUCGUGUCAGCAGCCAUCGUUCAUGGUUUGUUGUUUCUCUUUGCUUGAUAGCUUUUGCUGUAGCCAGUCCCACUCGUGAUGCAACUCUCAACGUUGAAAUAUCUGGUCGAAUUGUAGGUGGAUCAACAGCUUCUUCUGGUCAAUUCCCUUACCAAGUUUCUCUGAGAACAAUUGAAAAUGUUCAUUUUUGCGGAGCUACAAUGUUCAGUACAAGAUGGAGUGUCACAGCUGCUCAAUGCAUGACCUUACGUAACCCAGCAAACACAAUUGCUGUGUUUGGUGCUCUCACUCGACUUGCUGGUGGAACUUCACACAGUGUGUCUCGUAUUGUCAGUCAUCCUGCAUAUAAUGCUGCCAAUCUUGCCAAUGACAUUGCAUUGGUAGAAACUGCAACUGCUGUUGCUAUAACUGCUAGUGUUGCACCAGCUGAUUUAGCAUCAGCUUUUGUUGGUGGUGGAAUCGCUGUCAUCGCUUCCGGUUGGGGACAAACUGCACAAAUUUCUGGAUCACUCUCUACAACUCUCCAAUUUCUUAACACACAAACAAUAACGAAUGCUGAUUGUCGCUCUCGAUUCUCUGUGGUGAACGCUAAUCGUGUCUUUGACAACACAGUCUGCACAUUUACUCGCGAUGGACAAGGCGUCUGCAUGGGAGAUAUUGGUGGUCCUCUUGCCAAUGGAAAUACAGUUGUUGGUAUCAUUUCAUGGGGAAUUCCAUGUGCAACAGGAUCACCCGAUGUUUACGCUCGUAUCAGUAGUCAUCGUACUUGGAUCUCUUCAGUUACUGGUUAG